Prunus armeniaca (apricot) is the source of this 816-nucleotide messenger RNA. Lineage: Eukaryota; Viridiplantae; Streptophyta; Magnoliopsida; Rosales; Rosaceae. The record is from the annotation of a GenBank genome assembly.
AUGAUGGGUAUAUUCUUACUCAAUCCCAUUAUGCAGAAAAAAAAUUUAAGAAAGUUUGGUCAAUUUGACUGCAAACCUGCUGUGACUCCUUUUGAUGUAAAUUGCAAGUUAAAAAAGAAUAGUGGAGAUGCAAUUUCCCAAUUGGAGUAUUCCCAAGUAAUUGGGAGCCUAAUGUAUUUAAUGAAUUCUACUAGGCCAGACUUAGCUUAUUCAGUAAGCAGGCUUAGUAGAUACACAAGCAAUCCUGGACAUGAUCAUUGGGAGGCACUAAUAAAGGUGCUAAGAUAUUUGAAAUACACCCAAGACUAUGGAUUGCACUACACUAGAUAUCCACCAGUUCUAGAAGGCUAUAGUGAUGCAAAUUGGAUUUCUGACAGUACAGAAACCAAAUCAACUAGUGGAUAUGUAUUUACAUUAGGUGGAGCUGCAUUAUCUUGGAAAUCCUCUAAACAGACGUGUAUAGCACGCUCUACAAUGGAAUCAGAGUUUGUAGCCUUAGAUAAAGCUGCUGAAGAAGCAGAAUGGCUAAGAAACUUCCUAGAGGACAUUCCAAUGUGGCCUAAGCCUGUGACAGCAAUUUGUAUACAUUGUGAUAGUAUGGCAGCACAAGCAAGAGCCAAGAGUGGUGUAUACAAUGGAAAGUCAAGACAUAUCAGGCGUAGGCAUAAUACAAUUAGACAAUUGCUCUCAAAUGGAAUUAUAUCCAUUGACUAUGUGAAGUCAAAGGAAAAUAUUGCAGAUCCUUUGACAAAAGGCCUACCAAGAGAGCAAAUCAAAUUUACAUCGAGGGGAAUGGGAUUGAAGCCAAUCCAAUGA